This is a messenger RNA of Biomphalaria glabrata, 827 nucleotides long. RefSeq names its product perlucin-like protein. Bases 210 to 827 code for a protein of 205 amino acids. The record is from RefSeq and is a predicted model, not a curated record. The transcript is spliced from 2 exons. Lineage: Eukaryota; Metazoa; Mollusca; Gastropoda; Planorbidae.
GUUAUAAACUUACAUUUAAUGGAAACGUCGAUAUUAUAAUUACAAUGUAUGCGAACUGAGAACCAUUAACGGAAAAGUUUCGCCCACGUAGAAGGCCUUGCGAAACAAAUAAAUAGAAAGAAUAGCGAACAGAAUGCUACGAAAACUUCCACCAUUAAGCAUUUUCCAUUGAAGGUGCACAGCACAGUCAUCUCGUCUCCAACAUCAGAAUGAUAACUGCGUGGACCUCACCUCUCAUGGUCUUGCUGUGUGCGCUGAUCAGUCUCAGCUGUUAUGUGACUGCUCAGGAGUCAUGUGGCGCCAACUGCCCAGUGUUGAACUUUAAAAACGUGGCGAAAGUACUUCUUCAAAAACAGAGAGAACUCUGCAGCCCAUCAUGUCCAAGUGGUGACGAGAAAGCUCAAACGGAUGCCCUCCUGUCCAAGUUAUUUAACCCCCCGGUGAUCUAUAACAACAAGAGGUACGCUAUCUCGAAGAUUCCUUACAGCGAUUCUGAUGAAGCCAUGGCCUACUGCAACGCCUUUGGUGGCUAUCUGGCUGAAGUUGACGACGCCAGCGAGUACAAGGUACUUCAGAGCUACGUGUUAAGUAACCCUGACGACAUUGUGCUCAUCGGCGGUACUGACAAAGCGAAAGAAGGAACCUGGACGUUUCAGCGUACCUGUAAGUCAAUACCAUUUUUAGACUGGUGCUCAGCUCAGCCGGAUAACUACGGAGACGAAGACUGUUUGAGUUUCUGGAAGUACGGAGGUGGCAAAAUGAAUGACAUACAAUGUAAUUUCAGGAAUUCAGAUUGUAGAUUCAUGUGUGAGCUGCCCAUUGCCUAA